AUGACUCCAUCUCUAUCCCCAGCACAAACAUUUUCCUCUCAUACCUCCGGCUCAACUACGCUCAUAUCCCCAUCCCCCUGCUCCUCCUCCUCCCCAACCUACACCUUCCACUGGAUCUGCCCCGUUCCCUCCUGCCACACAUGCCCCACGCGCUCGCGCCCCGCAACCCUCGCUCCCGAAGGCCAAUUCGACAACUACGACGACAUGCAGCAACUCGCGCACGAGCUCCGUGACGUUGACGUGCAACACGGGGUGUCGGGCGCGGCAGGUGUGUAUGAGUACGGCGGCGAAAGUGCAGUCGGAGCAGACGGGGCGGUUUGA
Molecule: messenger RNA, 321 nt
Organism: Parastagonospora nodorum SN15
Lineage: Eukaryota; Fungi; Ascomycota; Dothideomycetes; Pleosporales; Phaeosphaeriaceae
Exons: 2
Coding region: 1-321 (106 amino acids)
Source: RefSeq, a predicted model, not a curated record